Messenger RNA from Neocloeon triangulifer, 1945 nucleotides. Its product is annotated as retinal homeobox protein Rx3-like. The record is from RefSeq and is a predicted model, not a curated record. The transcript has 4 exons. Gene Ontology annotation, biological process: regulation of transcription by RNA polymerase II. Gene Ontology annotation, molecular function: DNA-binding transcription factor activity, RNA polymerase II-specific; RNA polymerase II transcription regulatory region sequence-specific DNA binding. Bases 214 to 1269 code for a protein of 351 amino acids. Lineage: Eukaryota; Metazoa; Arthropoda; Insecta; Ephemeroptera; Baetidae.
GUUAUUAACCUGAAUUUAAGUGCUAAUAGAGCGGCGAGUUUGGUCGCAUCAAUUUUGAUUACGCGCGCGUUGAUUUAAUUGAGCUUGUUUUAAAUUGGCCGCGGCGGACGGACGCGGACGAGCCGGCCUCGUCGAAUUAAUUCCCGACAAGUACAAAGAAGGCCUUGCGCGCACUGCACUAAUCACGCGAUUCAGCCAAUUUAGCCUCGCGCCAUGGAAGCCGGCCCGUUUGACGACUUCCCGGACUUCGCGCCCAUCGCGGCCGGAGGCGGCGGCGGCGGCUCCUGCGGCGUCGGGGGCGGCCUCAAGGCCGACGGCAGGGCGGCCAACUUCCACUCCAUUCAGGUCAUGCUCGGCCUCCAGCACGCCGACAUGUUCAAACUGGAGCCCCCGCCGCCUCCGAACGACCACCCCGACCUCAAGUCCAAAUCCCAGGCCAACGCCAGCCCCAGGAUCGAAAACCCGAGCAACUCAGAGAAAAUGCCCUACUCUUGCGGAAAUGAGGUUCCCAGCAAGAAGUCCGAAUCCAAAAGCAAGAAGAACAUGGACUCGAACGGCGUCAAAAAGAAAAAGACGAGAACGACCUUCACAGCGUAUCAGCUGGAGGAGUUGGAAAGGGCGUUCGAGAGGGCGCCGUACCCUGACGUUUUCGCCAGGGAGGAGUUGGCCCUCAAGCUGAACCUGAGCGAGUCGCGUGUGCAAGUUUGGUUCCAGAACAGACGCGCCAAGUGGCGCAAGAGGGAGCCGCCUCGGAAGACGCAGUAUCUCAACAGCACGACUCCGACGAGCGGCUCGAUUUUGGCGCCAAACUUUGGCGCGUUCAACGCGACGCCGUCCGUGCCGGACACGUGGUCGUACAGCAGCGGCGGCGCGUCCGUGUCGUCAACGAGCGCGCCGAGCUACGAACCCAGUCCCCCGAGCAACCAGUCGUACACGUUCAACUUCGGGGGCGGCGCCGGAGGCGGCGGGGGCGGCUACUCGGCGCCGUACCCGAUGCUGCAGCCGCACGACACCUUCCUGAUUUCGGCGGCGCUGCCAAGCAUGCGCGGCGGCGCCGGCGCCGAGUACGCGUUGGCGCCGAACGGCGGCGCCGACUACGGCCAGACCAACUCGCAGGAGGCGGUCGAGUACGGCCAGGACGAGUUGAUGCAGCACGACGAGCGCGCCGAGUUCGACGCCACCGACGACUCGCUGCACAACGACAAGGGCGACCCCAAGGGCGACGCCUCCGACAGCCCCUUCGUCAGCCUGCCCCCUUUUCUCAAUUGAUGGACUCGCUGCACAUCCAAAAGUGCGAAUAACAAAAGUACGACCGGCGAAAAUUAAUUAACACGGUCUGUCGACGGCAGAGCAAAGUGCGCGAGAAUCUCGACGGUUGAAAUCUCCAACUUAAUGAAAAACAAGUGUUUUGUUGGCAAUUAUCUUAAAACGGGGGUUUCAACUGGGCUUGGGAAAAUAGGGGAUGAGAAAUUAUACUUCCACAAAUUCAUAAAGUGCGAUUGUUUUCUAAUAUUUGGCUCAAUUUUGUUUUCUUUAAAUUUUAAAUUGCUUUAAUUUUCCCAAGCCAAAUCAGAACUUACAGGCCCACAUUAUGUCAGAAAUUAUAAAAAUUUUUAGUUAUAAAUAUCAGAAAAUUUAUUACAAAUUUCUUUACAAAAUUCAAUUUUGAUUGAUACAUUUUACUUUCAUUUUAAUUUUUAUUCUGAAACUACUUAAUUUUCCUAAAAUUUGGGCAUUAUGUGGUGACCUGAAGUAAGGACAGUCGAUUUUCUGCACAAAACGCUGCCAGAAACGUUAGGCGAGGAAAAUUUUGUAAAUUAACGUGCACACACCACAUGUAGAGCGUAGCAAUUUGAAAUUCAUAGAGUGCGUUUUUAUAUUUUUCCCUUUACUUAACCUUCGCGCAACUGUACAUUCAAUAAAGAGUUGUGAUGUUUGAAAAGAA